AUGAAAACCACCCCCGACUUGGUCGGGGGUCGGUACAACCCAGGUAUCCCUAACCAUACCAACGAGGAUAGACAGAGACGGUUCAGUCUGUCUGUUGAUCUCAAGACCGGCCCUGAUGCGCUUUUGGCAGAGGUGCAAAAUCGGAGCAACCAAGACUACAAGGCCAUCACGUUUCCUCCUCACAAGUUGGAUAAGACGUACCAGCUGCGUAUAUCUUUUGAUACCAUCAACAUUCAAUACCAUGAGAAUAACGAUCCGUUGCUGGAUCUUUCGGAUGACGAUAUUUAUGGGAUGCGAAUGCGCCGUGCGUCUGAAGACUAUGAUUUCAACACUCGAGGGCGACUCAUGGAUUCUGAACUCAAACGUCCCGGCGCUCGUUCUCCAGUUGCAUCUCCUAGUGGCUCUCCUACAAGGAUGAUGUCACCACAUCGAAACAUGGCCUCACUUUUCAGGGGGAUGGUACAGUACCCUACAACUCCAAUUAUAACUCACAGAGGAACUAGCUUCACUCGUGUGCACAGAUUAUUUGAAGAUCUUUACUUGGGAAACCUUGGCAAGCAAGGCAUCGUACCAAUUUUACCUCGUCGUGUGAUUCUCAUCUACAUCUCGGGUCGUCAGCAUACUUGGGUUGCUCUCGACUGGAUACUUCGCAAUUUCAUUGAGCACGGUGACACCGUCAUCAUCGCCUCUGCAAUUAAUCACAAGUUAGCUCCGCCUGCUCAGGGUCACACGAACUUUCCUUCACCAAAGACAUAUACCCCAAUGACAGAGAAAGUGAGACAGAGACAACGGAGCCGCCCCGAGUAUAUCAAGUCUGUUGCGCUUAGUGUUAUGAACUAUGCACUCAACGUUAUUAACAAGGAAAUCAUCGCUAAGGUUUCCGUUGAAAUUAUCGACAGUCACACUAAAGAUGCAUUAAAGGAUAUGUAUAAGUUAUACGAGCCCAACCUUGUUUGCGUGGGCUCCAAGGUGAACACCAAAAAUAGUGCUCCGCUCAAGUCAUGGCAGUCGUCACGCUUGAGUGAUAGAUUGGUGAAAAACUUCCCCAUACCCGUGAUUGUUGUGCCAGCUCUGAACAUGGGUGAGUUUGAGAAGAACUUGCUGGAGCAAAUGAACAGGGAAGCAGAGGGAGACUUUUCCAAGGAAGUCUCUUCAGAGGACCCUCCUAUAGAUCCUAAAAUAAAGAAGAAGCCCGCAAAAGCAGUUAAAGAGCCAGUGAAGAACGAAGAAAUUGAAAAUGAUGCGGAUGACGAUGAUGAUGGCGACGAGGACGACAUAGAUUCACUUCUAUCGGAUAUUGAAUCUGUCGAAAGCUACAGCGCAAAUUCCGUGUCAUCCUCAGCAUCAUACUCAAGUUUUAAGGAAAUUUGUGAUAUCUACAAAGAUUACCGCUUACAUCUCAGUGAAAAGCUUUCUGAUUUGAAGUCAAAGGAUAUUGAUGCCGACUACUUCACAAAUUUUGCUAAGGUGAUAUCUGACGAUUCACUUCAAUUUUGUGAAGAUCUAAGAGGAAUUGAUCCAGACUUCAAGGGCAAGGGAGCGAAGUUGGCCAGCGCCAUCACAGGAUCUAACUCGUUUGGUAAAGUUCCUUAUAAAACGAAAUCAUUAUUGGAGCCCGAGAUUUCAAGCAAUGGUCCAUCCACAGGAAAGUCCUACAGCGAAUUGAAGAAGACGCUUACUAGAAAUGCUCAAAAUAAUGAAGCAAUGAAAAAUGGACUGGCAAGUGCCGGUACGUCUGUGUCCCCCACUCCACAGGUCCAGUUCGAACACGGUCCCAAGAUCCCAAGCAUCACCAUUGAUGAUAGCUCGAAGCCAAGCAAAUCACCUACUCCUACGCAAGCUCCAAAACAUACAGCACUUAAGUUUCACAAUUUGGAAACGCCUAGCAGUUAUAAAGAAAGAAAUGGGUUAAAGAAAUUUUUCUCCAAUGACGAGCGCUCGUCGCAUGUGGAUCGAAUCGAGCCUACAAAGUCAAAUCCCGAGUUACGCUCGAGCAGCGAUGACAAGAAAAAAAAGAAAAAGAAGAAGUUUUGGAUCUUUUGA
Candidozyma auris is the source of this 2043-nucleotide messenger RNA. RefSeq lists its product as uncharacterized. The coding region runs from base 1 to 2043 and encodes 680 amino acids. Lineage: Eukaryota; Fungi; Ascomycota; Pichiomycetes; Serinales; Metschnikowiaceae. The transcript has a single exon. The record is from RefSeq and is a predicted model, not a curated record.